AUGGAGGCACCUCCGAAGUGGACGCGUCUUCCGAUGCGCACCCGGCCGCAUCGAAACCCCCUCGCGGAGAACGACGACGGGCACCCCGACAGCCCCCGCGCCUUUCACGCGAACUUCCCGCGAUUCUUCCCCGCCAUGCAGAACCCCGUCGUUGAGUUUGUUGACGUGGGCUGUGCGUUUGGUGGGAUGCUCUUCGAGCUCGCCCCGCUCUUCCCGGAGGUUUGUAUGUUAGGGCUGGAGAUUCGCCCGAAGGUGGCGGCCUUCGCGCAGCAAAAGACGGAGGCCCUCCGCGCCUCCCCAGACGCCGCGCACCACUUUCGAAACGUCUGGUUUGAGCCGCUGAACGUGAUGAAGUUUGGCUCGAAUUGCUUUACGAAAGGCCAGCUCAGCAAGCUGUUCUUUUGUUACCCGGAUCCGCACUGGAAGCGGAAUAACAUCCGGCGGCGGAUUAUCUCGCCCGGGUUGGUGCAUGAAUACUGCUAUUGGCUUCGAGGUGGGGGUCUUUUGUACACCGUCUCCGACGUGGAGGAGUUAGAGGCGUGGAUGGUGGAGUGCCUAGACGCGUGCCCUCUGCUAAAGCGUCUCUCGGAUGCGGAGCUCGACGACGAGGAGUCGAAGCAGAUCCUCCACGUGGUGACAAAUACCAGUGAGGAUGCCCAAAGAACGCAGCGGAAGGGCUUGAAAAAGUACUUCGCAGUGCAUCGACGCGUCUGA
Phytomonas sp. EM1 is the source of this 714-nucleotide messenger RNA. The record is from the annotation of a GenBank genome assembly. NCBI's taxonomy places the organism in Eukaryota, Euglenozoa, Kinetoplastea, Trypanosomatida, Trypanosomatidae.